UCAAGUUGACAGCAGCAAAAUUGGAACAUUAUUAUAGAUAAUAGAUAGAUAAAACAAUUGAAUUUGAGAGAUGGACAAGAAUACAAACUACAAGCUGAGCGAGAGCGAAUUGGAUAUCCACUCCGAUUUGGAGUUUGUGGACAGUCUGCUGAAGGACCUGCGUCUGGAGGCGGAGCCGCAGGCUCGUGGUGUCAUCUUGGAUCUGGCUUACACUUUGGCUAGGGACAAACUCGUCGAGGCUCAACGUUUCGCAAAGUUGGCCAACCGCUCCAACGUGAGUGUUGAGGACUUGGAGAUGGCAAACCUGGAGCGGACAGAGGAGCUCAGCAGGAGACUGAACCAUCAGCCGGUGAAGACCCUGGUUCCCAGCCAGACAUCUCUGGCCACGCCCACUGUGAACCGCGGUCUAAUGCUGCCCACCUGGCGGCAGUGCCAGGUGGGUGUCAUGGCCGAAUUGAAGGACAAGAGCGCUGAGCCUGUGCCUGCGAAUCCCAGAGUUGUGGUGCUCCCGAAAACGGCAACAGCUACUGCUGCAGGUCCUGGCCUUAACACUGCCACCAAUGCGAUGCUGGCGCCUGGAUCUUCAAAUCAGGGUCGUAACACUGCUAAUCCCAUUACUCGUCCCGUUGGAUCUAACAUGAAUCCUCCCGAGAACUUUUCCAAGCCAACCGUUCAUCCACCAAGCACUCGAUCUAAUCAUCGUCACACAAUAAGAAGUCAAUCGACUCCUAGGAUGUACACCAGUAGAGUCACGGGGGGCUACGUAUCGGCUUCUUCCCAGAGCUCGACUGCUGGAGUACCAGGAGGAGCCGUGAAAAAGCCACGCAUGCAGCAAUAAAAUAAUUGAAAUCUUUGAAAAUAAAAUUUUUACAAGAAA
Messenger RNA from Drosophila yakuba, 877 nucleotides. RefSeq lists its product as uncharacterized. The transcript has 2 exons. Gene Ontology annotation, molecular function: protein heterodimerization activity. Lineage: Eukaryota; Metazoa; Arthropoda; Insecta; Diptera; Drosophilidae. The record is from RefSeq and is a predicted model, not a curated record. Bases 71 to 838 code for a protein of 255 amino acids.